CGUAAGACAGCAUAAAAUUUGGUGGCAGAGGAAAAUAAACAUGUGCUAGAGACGAAGUCGUAUACUGACAGUUAAAAAGAUGACGGGGGUCGAUGGCAACCCCGCUUUGAGUGAUGAGGAUAGUAAGAAAUAUCAAGAACUCUUCAACAAACUCGAUGUGAACAAAGAUGGACGCAUUGAUAUUGCUGAUUUGACGAGUUCUCUUACGGAAAUGAAUGUUCCUGUUGGCCAGGCACAGGAAUUCUUGAAGAAGCAUGACUCUAACAAAGAUGGUCAGAUUGACUUUGCUGAGUUUCUUAAAUAUGUCACUGUACAUGACCAACAACUUCGGUUAUAUUUCAAGAAAAUUGAUACUAACCAAGAUGGUACAAUCGAUGCGAGUGAGAUCCAGGAGUCAUUCCGUAAAUUGGGCUUGAAUAUAGACAGAAAUGAGGCACAGAAAUUACUACAAAGAAUGGAUAAGGACGGUACACUGAAGAUAGAUUUUAAUGAAUGGAGGAACUUCCUGUUGUUGUCACCGGCACAGAACAUCCACGACAUGUUACACUACUGGAGGCAUGCUUCUAUUAUAGACAUAGGAGAGAACAAUAUGGUCCCUGACGAUUUCACAGAAAAAGAAAUGCUGACUGGAAUGUGGUGGCGCCACCUAGUAGCCGGUGGAGCAGCUGGAGCUGUAUCGAGGACAUGCACAGCCCCACUAGAUCGGCUCAAAGUUCUACUUCAAGUACAUGCCUCCAGUAAAAACAACUAUGGCGUGGUCAAUGGCUUCCGGUUCAUGCUGAAGGAAGGAGGUGUGAAAUCUCUAUGGCGAGGUAACGGAAUUAAUGUGAUCAAGAUCGCCCCCGAAACUGCCAUCAAGUUUAUGGCAUAUGAGCAAAUAAAGGCGUAUUUCCGAGGAGGAGACCCUCAGAAGGAAUUGAGUGUAGUGGAGCGUCUUUGUUCUGGCUCUCUAGCUGGCUGUAUAUCACAAACAACUAUCUACCCAAUGGAGGUGCUGAAGACACGACUAGCUCUGAGGAAAACCGGACAGUUUAAUGGUAUUUUAGACUGUGCCAUGAAGGUUUAUAAGAAUGAAGGAAUUAGGAUGUUUUACCGCGGCUAUGUACCAAACAUCAUGGGAAUUAUACCAUACGCCGGUAUAGACCUAGCUGUUUACGAGACUUUAAAAAAGAUGUACAGACAAAAAACCAAUGGUGAGGACCCUGGAAUCCUUGCUCUACUUGGUUGUGGGACAAUAAGUUCGACCUGUGGUCAGCUGUCCAGUUACCCCCUCGCUCUCAUCCGCACCAAAUUACAGGCUCAAGGAGCUAAAGGAACUGACACUUUAUCCACUAUGUUCAUGAAGAUUGUGAAACAGGACGGGUUCUUUGGACUUUAUCGUGGCUUGGCUCCCAACUUUAUGAAGGUUAUACCUGCUGUGAGUAUAAGUUAUGUUGUGUAUGAGCACUCGCGGGACGCACUCGGAGUAAAGUCGACGUAGGACUGUCUCAGAGGAUGAAGAACUGCUACUGUGAUAUGGGAUUCCGGCUCAACCUGAGAAACACCCGCCAUGAUACUGCAAUCUCUUCAAUGUGGACUCAAACAAGAUACAGAAAGGGCUCUGUCUAUUUCAAAUUUGCUACAUGUAAAGAGAUUUUAUUUGUAAAUACACAAAAUUCUGUGUUAUAUUGAGGCGGGGCAGCUUUGGAUAGUUGAACAUAAACUUUUGUAUCCUCUGCUACGCUGACCAUGACAGACAAUAAAUAAGCAAGGAUGUUUUUCUGUGAUUUUAUCAGUAUAUCGCUGAUAUACAAGUUAAAUAUUCCAAUAAAACUUAUCAAUGAAAAAAAUAUUUUGACCACUAUCAAACUAGUGAAAUUGUGUGUCAUUAUUGUGAAGGAAUUAUCACUUUAAAUGUUUUAAUUGUGUUUUCCAGUUUGAAAGUUUUCUCACAUUGAAAAUAAUGUCGCACUGAAAGUGUUCUUUAACUGAUAACACCCUUACAGUGAAGUCUCUUUGUGAAGAAGCUUUUUUCAUGGUAAAAUUUAUCAUACUUUGAAAAGGAUUUUUUUUUCUAUGAAAUACCAGAAUCGUGAUAACUUCAAUGACAAAUGAUAUCAAGGCUAGUCCCAGAUGGCGGAAGAUUUUGUAGGCCCAUCCACAAUUGUAACCUUUUUAGGCUUCUAUUUACUCUGCAAGUAUCAGUAGGUAGGGGUGGACAUCCAUAUAGACUGCUGUGAUUUAGGAGGGUCGAGUGAUAGUCAGACAUAUUUUAUCUAUCAACAUAUUUGUUUGAUGUAGCUUACAGUAAUUGAUGACCGCACUUUGAAUAUCUAUAAUAUAACCUUAUAAUUUUAGUAAAUGUUAUAAUUAACAUUGAAUACGUCUAUAGUAUAAACUGGAUUUGAAUUAUCAUAUUAA
Pecten maximus is the source of this 2400-nucleotide messenger RNA. Its product is annotated as calcium-binding mitochondrial carrier protein SCaMC-2-like. Lineage: Eukaryota; Metazoa; Mollusca; Bivalvia; Pectinida; Pectinidae. The transcript is spliced from 10 exons. Bases 80 to 1480 code for a protein of 466 amino acids. Gene Ontology annotation, molecular function: calcium ion binding; ATP transmembrane transporter activity. The record is from RefSeq and is a predicted model, not a curated record. Gene Ontology annotation, biological process: transmembrane transport. Gene Ontology annotation, cellular component: mitochondrial inner membrane.